GCAGCACACCAAAUGCGGGGCUGGAUUACGAGCAAGAUUCGCUGCUAACCUAGCAUUCGUUCGAGCAAGCCGAUAAACGGAGAGAGAGAGAGAGAGAGAGAGAGAGAGAGAGAGAGAACCCUCUGCGCUCUAUGGCUGCGUUGCUUGUGCUUAGUGUGGUGGGCAUUUGCGCGGCGCUACUCUGGAGGUUUGCGCGACCAUGGAGGCGCUCGAGGAGAAUAGAGGGGAUACUAAAGCAGCAGGGGCUCAAGGGACCGCCGCCCGAGUUCUUGGCUGGCAACAGUGGCCAGCAAUACCAGAUGAGGAUUGAGAACCAGGGCAAAGUGAUGGAAACCUGUCACGACAUUGUCGCUCAUGUCACGCCCGAAGUUGUCUUGUGGUCGUCAAAGUAUGGAAAGCCAUACUUGACAAGGUCCCUGGAUGUUCCCGAUGUCACAUUCUUCGAUCCCGACUGUGCUCGCGAGAUCCUGUCCAGGCAGUUUGAAAACUUCCCCAAGUCGAGCCUGCAAGUUCAGGUCGUGGUUGACGUUGUAGGCCAUGGAGUUCUCGGGCUGGAAGGCGGCCAGGAAUGGUCUCAGCGGAGAAAUGUGCUUUCUCCAGCAUUUCAUACGCUCAAGUUGAAGGCAAUGUAUGCAAGGAUUCGAGAGUGUUCUGAGAAACUGGUCGCCAAAUGGAAGACUUGUGUUCCUCACGGACAAGCCGAGCUAGAAGUGUCACACGACUUGAAGAAGCUCGCCGCAGACCUCAUUUCUCACGUUGCCUUUGGUGCCAACUAUGAAAAAGGUGAGCAAGUCUUUCAUGGGCUCACAGUGCUGGGUGAUUUAGCACUCGAGGCCCAGAGCUACUUUUGGCUUCCACUCUUCAGUUACUACCCGUGCUCUCUCAAUCGUAAGAUUUGGAAGGUGAAGAGAGAGAUUGACAUGACCGUGAUGAGCUUGAUCCACGAACGGAGAAGAAGCUCCGGCAACUAUGGAGAUGAUCUGCUGGGUUUGAUCCUGGAGGAGAGCGACAAAUCAACAGGGUUCAGUGACAAGGUGGUGGUGGACGAAUGCAAGACGUUCUUUCUUGCCGGGCACGAAACAACCGGUAGCUUACUCGGGUGGACACUUUUUCUGCUCGCCCUCAACCCCGACUGGCAAAACCGAGCCCGAGCCGAGGUCCAAGAACACUUCAAGGAGAACUCCCAGGUUGGCGCUCUUGACAAGCUCAAGCUGGUGGGGAUGAUUCUUUACGAGACACUGAGGCUCUAUCCAGCAGUGUCUGAAGUCCAGAGAGUAGCCUCCAAAGACACGGUUUUGGGAGGGAUCAAAGUUCCCGAGGGCACGCAAGUCACCAUUCCACUUCUCUGGAUCCACCACGAUCCAGAGCUGUGGGGAGCCGAUGCAAAUGAGUUCAACCCGGAGCGCUUUUCGCAAGGAGCUGCAAAGGCAUCCAAGCACCCGAGUGCGUACAUGCCUUUUGUCAUGGGUCCUCGUGUUUGCAUAGGGCAGACGUUGGCGUUGUUAGAGGCCAAAGUUGCCAUUGCCACGCUGCUCUCCAACUUUGCAUUUAGUCCUGCUUCGAGUUACAAGCACAGCCCCAGGAUGCACGUUAUCAUCGACGCACCUCGAGGCAUCCAGCUGGUUGUCCACAAGCUCAGCGAAUAAUAAAACACUGCUGGAACGUUCUUGUUUA
This is a messenger RNA of Selaginella moellendorffii, 1674 nucleotides long. RefSeq names its product cytokinin hydroxylase. Bases 132 to 1646 code for a protein of 504 amino acids. Gene Ontology annotation, molecular function: oxidoreductase activity, acting on paired donors, with incorporation or reduction of molecular oxygen; heme binding; monooxygenase activity. NCBI's taxonomy places the organism in Eukaryota, Viridiplantae, Streptophyta, Lycopodiopsida, Selaginellales, Selaginellaceae. The record is from RefSeq and is a predicted model, not a curated record. The transcript is spliced from 5 exons.